GCCUGAAACUUGAAGCCACGCAUUUUCUCUCCCUCCCUCCACUUUUCGACUUCACGCAAACUAUACACAGUUUCACACACACACACACACUAACUGCAUUACCAAUAAUUUCGAAUUCCAAAUCACAAUUACACCGAAACAUUAACAUUAACAAACAAGAACCAAAGCAAAGUUCAAAGACAAGACAAGAAUAUGGUUUGGUAUGUUAGCGCGUUGGUGUAUGGCGUUGGAGGGUUGGUGGUGACGGGAAUAGCAUUAUUGGUGGCUUUUCAAGAGAAGCUUGUGUACGUGCCUGUGUUGCCAGGUCUCACCAAGUCCUACGCUUUCACACCAGCACGCCUUAGGCUCAAUUACGAGGAUGUUUGGCUCACUUCCUCUGAUGGUGUUCGCCUUCACGCUUGGUUCAUCAAGCUCUUCCCCCAUUGCCAAGGUCCUACCAUUUUGUUUUUUCAAGAAAAUGCUGGAAAUAUUGCUCAUCGGCUGGAGAUGAUGCGCAUAAUGUUGCAGCAGUUACAAUGCAAUGUUUUCAUGCUUUCUUACCGAGGUUAUGGAGCAAGUGAUGGCUUUCCUUCUCAGCACGGAAUUACUAAGGAUGCUCAGGCUGCAUUGGAUCAUCUUUGUCAAAGGUCCGACAUUGACACAUCAAGAAUAGUCGUAUUUGGACGGUCACUUGGGGGAGCAGUUGGAGCUGUACUAACAAAAAAUAACCCUGACAAGGAUUCGGGUACGGGGAAGACGAUUGGAGCGGGCAUUGAGUCACGAGGUCUCUACUAUCUGAUUGCACCACCUUCUCCAGUAGCUUGUUCUCUCACAGAGUCUCCUGAGCUAAUUCACAGCCGUCUGGGUCAUCCAAGCCUCUCCAAGCUUCGGCAUAUGGUUCCCUUUUUAUCCAGUCUUAAGUCUUUAAACUGUCAUUCUUGUCAGCAAGGAAAGCACACUCGCUCUUCCUUUGCUAAUAGAGUCAAUAAAAGAGCUGAUGCUCCUUUUUCUAUUGUUCAUUCUGAUAUUUGGGGUCCGAGUCAAUGUCUGUUUUGGGUUUUCAGUAUUUUGUCACCUUUAUUGAUGAUUUAUCUCGUUGCACUUGGGUUUAUUUAAUGAAAAAUCGUUCUGAAUUAUUUUCAAUUUAUCAAAAAUUGUGCCAAGAUAAAUACUCAAUUUGAUGUUUCUAUUCAAAUUUUGCGCAGUGAUAAUGCAAAAGAAUAUAUGUCUCUUGAGUUUUCUAAUUUUUUGGAGAAAUGUGGGACUAUAUAUCUCAACAGUACCGUACCAAUAUAUCCCGGCGGGUAGCAACCUUGUCCCCAAGGUUGAAUGAGGGAAACUGAUGUAGAAUCAUGUGUACAUCUUCCCACGAGGCUUCUUCUGCUGGACGAUCCUUCCACUGAAUUAAGAUUUGCUCAACUUCCUGCCCAUGUUGUACAGUUAUUCUGGAUGCC
Messenger RNA from Gastrolobium bilobum, 1433 nucleotides. RefSeq names its product alpha/beta hydrolase domain-containing protein WAV2-like. Bases 193 to 1095 code for a protein of 300 amino acids. Gene Ontology annotation, biological process: proteolysis. The transcript is spliced from 6 exons. Lineage: Eukaryota; Viridiplantae; Streptophyta; Magnoliopsida; Fabales; Fabaceae. Gene Ontology annotation, molecular function: serine-type peptidase activity; palmitoyl-(protein) hydrolase activity. Gene Ontology annotation, cellular component: membrane. The record is from RefSeq and is a predicted model, not a curated record.